AUGGAUGAUGGGCGGUAUGAACAAAGAGAGAGUUUACCAUCCAGUAGCAUUGAAAGUGACGCUUCCAGCUGCGUCAUAGGAAGCAAUGAUAAUAGCGAACAAGCAAGUGACAAAACAUCUGAUGAUGAGGAAGAUUUGAGAGAAGACUUACAAAAAACAAUUCCUGAAUGCUACAAAUCAGACUUUACAUCACACACUUCAAGUGACAUCACAAAUGAUGAAGAGUUCCAAGCAACUGCUCUUUGUCAAUUUAUGGAUAUUUUAAAUGAUUUAGAUGAGGUCUUAGACAAGUCUCUAUUAGCAUGCCUUGACGAUCCUCAAAACUUUGACAGUGAUGAAGAAGAUCUUAUAUGUAAGAUUAAAGGAUGUGUAGAUGAUAAUGAAAGGCCAUCAAGUAAUACUGCUAGCCAAAGUUCUAUGGAUGAUAAUACCCAAGUUGUCAUGGGGCCCUCUGUUGAUGAUCCAAAUUCAACAUUAGAUGAUACAGAAUUAGUACAGAAUCUAUUUGAGCAGCCUCUUCUUACAAGUUUCAGAAGGUCGAAAAGCUUUUCAGAAUUACCUCAAAACUCAAGAACACCAUUCUCACAACAUCUAGAGAGAGCUAACACAUUGAACGAAAACCUUCGAAAUUCAAUGAGGAGAUUGGAUCCCAUAGUUUUGCCAGCGAUUGAAACGGAGGAGCCUCCUUGUGAGCCUUUAACAUUACCCGUUAUUCUAUUUCUAGAGCAUCAUGUGAAUAUGAGGCCUACAAGUGCGCCAAUACAGUUACAAGUUACAGCAGCAAAUUUAAGUAGUAACAGAUCAUCAGGACCUUUGAUAGUGGGGCGACGUACUUUGCUCAUGAACCGUGCACUAUCUUUGCCUUCGCCGGGUGAUAGUGAUAUCACAGCCGUAGGUUGGACAGGCCGAAACACUGGUAGGAGUACAGCGAGAAGUGCUAGUACAACAUCCAGUUCUUCGAGUGAAUCUUUGGCUGGUAUGACAGCUAUUAAUCAAAAUGUAACUGGUCUUGGUGAUGAGAGAAAUGAUGAGAAUGAGGAGCCACCCUUUGGUGUUUGGCCCCAUCGUAUGAGUUCAAUGCUGGCUUGCCUCAGUUGUACUGUAGGAAUAUUCAAUAUAUCUAGAUUUGCCAUCUUCAGUGUACAUUACGGCGCCAGCUUCAUACUGCAGUUUUUCAUACUGUCCCUGUUCUCCGGAAUACCCCUGUUCACGUUGCACUUGUGCCUGGGCAAAGUGCUGGAGUCCGGGCCCGUGGACAUGUGGCGCAUAUCGCCGAUAUUCCAGGGCGUCGGCAUCGCCCUGCUAAUCACGCAGGCGGUCAUCGGCAUGUACAGCAUAAUCGGGCUCUCCUGGAUAUUCGUCUACUUCCGGGACUCGUUCAUAACCGCCGACGACAAGUACAAGUGGGCCUUGCCGCACGAUUACAACUUGGACGACGCGAGCCUAAAGAACGCGUCCGUAAGAAUCCAGGAGACCAUACCGCAGUACUUCCACGGCGAAGUGCUGCAAAGGAACCCGGGAUCGGGAAACCACUUCGGCACGAUCAAGUUCCAGGUCGCAUUCAACCUGGCGGUGGUCUGGAUGAUCGUGUUCGUCGCUCUGAGCAAAGGGCUGCGCUCUUAUGGCAAGGCGGUCUACAUGCUGAUUUUCCUGCCGAUAUGCGGUACGCUAGUACUAUGCACGAAGCUUCUUACACUCAUCCCAUACGACACGGUGACGAACAUAUUCUCGGAGACCGAAUGGAGCGAGUUCUUCAUCAAUAGCAAUAGCUGGGCGGCGGCUGCCCAGGAGACCUUCCUCACUUGGGGUCUGCUCGGUGCCUGCGCUAUGCAGCUGACCUCGCACAGGGAUAAGAGCGGGGGGGCCCAAAAGACCCUGCAACGCGACAGCGCCUGCGUCAUCGCGUUCACCUUCGCGGUACUACUGCUCGCCUCGUUCCUGGCCAACACCUGCGUCCAGAUACUCAAGAGCCACGGUUACGCUUUCCUGCCGAGCAGCUUCGAGACGAUAAAGUCAUCGCAAUUCCUGUGGCCCACCGGCGAGCCGUUGCCGGGCGGGGCGGCAUCGACGCCCGUGCGCUACAUGGGUCACUACGGCAGUCUCGUCGGCGUGACGGUGUGGCGGAGCGGCAACGCCGCGCGCCUCUACAGCGGCUGGCAGCCGUUGCAGCUCGCGACACAAAUCGUUCCCGCCACGCUAGCGGUGCUGCCGGCCAACGUCUUGUCGCCAGCGUGGGCGGUGAUAUUCUUCUUCAUCCUGAUAAUGUUCGGCAUAGCGCAGCAGCUGGCGAUAUGGCACUGCGUAAUAGCCGGCAUAAUGGCCAUCAACUCUGAGGCUCUGAGGGUAUGGGAGACCACCAUCACAUUCUUCAGCUGCGUCUUCGGGCUAACCGUAGGCCUGCUGCUCACAACCGACGCGGGCGUGCGCGUGGUGCACUUCGUGGACAGCGCGUGGGUGGGCUCGUGGUGGCAGUGCGCGGUGCACGUGGCGCUGGCGGUGGGCGUGUUCGUGGUGCGCGGGCGGCCGUACUCGGCGGACGCGGUGGCGGGCGCCGUGCUGGCGGCGCGGGGCCGGCUCGCCGCCGCGGCCGCCGCGCUGCUCGCCUUCACGUGGAGCGUGCUGCUGCCGGUGCUGCUAUGCGCAAUCUGCGUGAUGGAUUUUCGUAUUGGUCAGCAACGUCAGCUGUAUACUUGGAGGAAGCCUACUGGCUACUGGCCUAUAUGGGCGAGGCAGGUAGCGGUCCUGAUGCAGCAGGGUGCACUUCUGGUAGUACCCAUAGCGGCCUUCGUACAAACGUGGCGGUACAUGAACAAAGGCCCUCCGGACAUACUUGAGCGGGUCCAGAACCUGUACCGUCCGCGGAUGGGCGGCGAGGGGGCGCCCCGCGACGAGGCCGCCGCUCGCCCCCCCCGCCGCCGCCCCCGCCGCCCCCGACCCGCCCCCCAAGUACACGCCGCCGCCCUCCUACUCGACGGCGACGGGCGCCCGGCUGCUCAGCACGCUGCGCCGCAGCUUCCGCACGCUACGCAGGCAAGGAAACGGGCGCCAUCUCUUGCUGCAGUCGGGGAAACUCAAUAUUUUCUUUUUAUCGAUCCGGUAAGGGCGGCGAUGCGACAACACGCCGUUGCCGCUCUUACCCGUCUCUGUGUGGAAGUGCCGGAAACGGGAACUAUCGGCAGGAUGGCAACGCGCGCUGAGCCGGAGGACGCGGCGCAGCUGCCGAUCUCGCUGAGCGAGGGCGUGGAGCGCGCGGAGGCGAGCGGCGGCGGCCUCGCGCGUGCUGCGCCCUCGCUGUCGGUGGCGAGCGAGACGGGCGGCAGGCGGGGGGCGUCCGUCUCGCUCUCGCUCUCGCGCUCGCUCCUCAGGCGCUCGUUCGUGCGCAAGAGCGACUCCGCUAAGAGCGUCCGCUCCAGCCUGCGCAGGAGCUUCAGGUACGGCGGCGCAUUGGGGCUGACCACCAGCCACGAGCAGCUGGUGAGAGACGCGGAGCCAAUCUCCAACACGGUGGCGAUGUCCACCGUAGCCAGGGACCCGCCCCCCACUCUGCACACGCGAAGCCUCGGCUCGGUCAUU
Molecule: messenger RNA, 3573 nt
Organism: Iphiclides podalirius (scarce swallowtail)
Lineage: Eukaryota; Metazoa; Arthropoda; Insecta; Lepidoptera; Papilionidae
Source: the annotation of a GenBank genome assembly